This is a messenger RNA of Colletotrichum abscissum, 3816 nucleotides long. RefSeq lists its product as uncharacterized. Gene Ontology annotation, molecular function: protein binding. The record is from RefSeq and is a predicted model, not a curated record. The transcript is spliced from 4 exons. Bases 1 to 3816 code for a protein of 1271 amino acids. Lineage: Eukaryota; Fungi; Ascomycota; Sordariomycetes; Glomerellales; Glomerellaceae.
AUGGAUGCACCUCUUCUACAGAAUGUGGUCUUGAAAUUUCUGAACGAGCUGAAAAGAGUUGUGGGCGAAAGCACCGAAGUUAUCGAGGGAAAGAGGCAACCAAAAGAGAACAUUCUGAAUGUGACUCCAAACCACCCCGAGAUCCAUGAGGACGACUCCUCUGAUUCCAGCAGCUUCUCCGAAGGCCUCGAGACAACUGCCGAGGAUGUCUCACAAACUGAGCUGGGUCAGAACUCGGACGAAAUCGAUGAUAUUAUCUCAUCGCUGGUGAAGAUCUCCUUUCGCAUCAGAGGCAUAAGCUCUAGGGAUUCCCAGGCGGCGCACAAAGCCACGAUGCACAAAGAGUUUAUUCAAGAUGAAGAACUGAAUACUGUUGACGUUUUCUCAGUGUACUCUGUCUUCGACCGGCGGCAUGUAGAAGAGUGGAUUCUCCAACUGAGGAAAAGUCCCGAAUCGGCCGUCUCUCAACCCCAAACACCUCCCCGAAUCACCUCAGAUGAAGUCCAUCACGAGGAAAACAAGUCACAUAUCAAGCCAGCGACAUUCAAAGGCAGUGAUAUUAGACUCAUAGAACGCUGGAGCAAAGCGACAACUGUCAGACGUCGUGUUUUGGCUUAUUGGCGAAGACAUGCUCGGAAGUUGGCUAAGCGUGACCAUGAACCGACGCCUCAAAGAGAUCAAAACAGUAGUAGCCUGACACCGGAUACUAUCGAUUCUAAUCAGACGCCCAUGCUUCCUCCUAUAGUCUUGGGAACGACGCAUCCGGAAUCGCUGCCGGCUCUCAGCUCCAAGGGCGGUACACUUCUAUCUGGAACGGAAGCCACUCGGUUGCCAAUGCAGAUGGACAUGACCGACGCUUCAUCAAUUGUUUCAUACUCGACAUAUUUCAGUGAAGAAGGCAAAAGCACCGAUCUACCAAAGCCACCGAAGCUGAAAAAUAGGGAGUCAGAGUUCACUUGCCCAUACUGCCAUGUGCUUUGCCCCAAACAAGACACGAAAGGCAGACAUUGGAGGGAUCACAUUAUGCAGGAUCUUCAACCCUAUCAGUGCACCUAUCCAGACUGUCGAAGUGCUGACGUGUUAUUCACUAGUAAAGACUCGUGGAUCGAUCACGAGUCUCAGGACCAUCGGAGGGUUUGGAGGUGCUCCGAACAUCCAGACCUGUUCAAAUCGAUGGAAGAGAUAACACAUCAUUUUGAACUAUCGCAUACUACUCUCGGAACUGCACAGGUCCAGGAGAUCUCGAAACAUGCCCAUUCUAUCACACAAGACUUGCGGACGGAAUGCCCCUUUUGUCAGUCAUCUGGUCCGUUUGAAGAGGAUCUCACAAGCCAUAUGGCUUCCCACAUGGAACGACUCGCUUUGUUCUCAAUACCAAGAAGCGCCAUCAAUGAUGAUGACGAUGAUAUGUCAAUAACAGGCGGUUCCGGAGUAGCUCAAGGCGGAGGAUCUGCAGCAUCUCUCAAGUCGGUCAAUCUGACCUUCUCUGAUGCAGGUUCCUUGGCCUCAUCUGGCUCUGACCCUGAGAUAACAGGUCCUCAGGCCACCGAGAGUUCUGAUGGCAAGCUUAAACUCGAUGAUGCACUCGAGAAAGACGCAUACAGCGAAAUUUGGGACUGGCUAGCUUCAGAAGACCACACGCUGGAUUUCGACUCCUAUAUUGGUAGGCGGCACCCGGGGACCCUCAGGUGGUUCUUCGAAUCGCAGAUAUACCAAUCCUCGUUCUCUUCUGAGGGAAAAGUGCUUUAUCUCCGGGGCCUACCAGGUGUUGGCAAAUCUGUCUUGGCAGCUGCGAUUAUUAACGAUCUAAGGAGGCGAUUCGAAAGUUCCGGGUCUCGCAUCGCCUACUAUUUCUGCUCUUCCCAACGUCACAACCGGGCAACUGAAGCGUUGCUUCGAAGUCUCAUAAGGCAAAUCCUCGAAGGCGUUUCUGAAACACCGAAGCUUCUCCAAACCAUUCACCAGAGCUAUCUCAAAGAUGGACAACUACCUUCAUUGUUAGCUUUACUGGACGCUUUCGUGGAAGCUACGGAUCAUGUUUCAAGUCUUUUCAUAAUCAUAGACGGCUUCGACGUUCUGAGAGGCGAUCAAGACCGGGAGCUGUCCAAAGUCCUAAACUCGUUAUCAGCUAAACCCGACAAGAAAGUUAUCGUAACCUCCAGGUGUAUCAAUUAUGUCGAUCGGCAGUUUCGUAACUGGCCAGUUAUGAAUGUCAAGGCAGUUGAGGAGGACUUGCGAAGUUACGCCAGAGCAGCGACACUUCGCAACGAACCCCAAGGAUUCCUAGAAGCGGUCAACUUAGAGGAGGCAGAAACGCAAGUCGUACAAUUCUCCAAGAAUAUUUUCGCUUUCGCGACAAUCUAUCUCGAAUUUACGCCUACAGAAUGGAUGACAAGCGCCGUAACUGGCGGGGAACCACAAAAGAUGAUUGACAGCUUUUACAUAGCUGAAAUGAAGCGCAACCAAAACUCAUCAGGGUUCACAGCUGCACUUGAACUCCUGGCAUGGGUCGUCAGAUCUCCGACCUUAUUGAAAGUUGCAGAGGUAAAAGAGAUUCUUCAUUUGCAAGCAAGAGCAGUGCAAUACUCGACCAGCUCCGAGAGAAAAGUUGAUCCAGGUCAACUUUAUGACCUGGAAAGGCUGCUGUUCUGGUGCUCGGGGCUUGUCGUUCUUGCGCGAGGCGACGUGCUUCGACUUUUCCACCCUACAGCAAAUGAUUACUUCACCCGAAACCAAAAGGAAUGGUUUCCGAAAGCGGCAGAAAACCAAGCAUAUCUCUGCUGUGAAUACCUGACCAACGCCACUGACAGAGACGAAAGCGCGAACUGCGACCUCAAGUAUUUCGAGACGAAAUUUCGAUUUUUCACUCACGCUGCUAUUGCUUGGGGUCGUCACGCGUUUCAAGCAUUUGAACAAGAGGGAGGACUGAAAAAAGGCAGAUUAUACAGAGUGGUCAGAAAUUUUCUUUCCCGUGGCUGGAGAGUCCAGCAUGUCGCCGAGGCCCUAAGGAAAAACAUCAAGUUAAUUUGGAACGGGAGCAUACCUAAAAGUUUUUCCCUGCACUGGACGCGUCUUCAACUGGCGAUAUACUUUGGGCUCACGGACAUCGUGACGGACUUACUUCAUGAACAUAAGCUUGGUGCGAAGGACUUGAUUGGAGAAGGAGACAAUUCGCUGGUAGCCCUAGCCGCAGAGUGCGGCCAUAUGUCAAUUUCGACCCUUCUGUGGACACGUCUGAACUGGGAGCCGUGCGCACUCGAUGACGGUUUGUUGGGAGCAGCCCGCGGAGGCUUCAAAAACAUUGCGGUAAUGGCUAUGGAUCACGGCGCAGAUCCCAGAAAGCCAGCGCCGUUGUGUGCUGCAUCUCAGUGUGGCCAUGAGGACAUUGUUCGUCAGCUGCUGGAUACGGCCCCAGAUUUGGUCAAAUUGACGCAAGAAGAACCAUUGCGCCUCGCCAUCAAGAACGGCCACUCGAGCGUCGUUCGGUUAUUAUUUGAGCGGGGGACUUCCAUGCCUGCAGACGCCAGAAAAUUGCUACUCGAUUCCAUCCAGCGGAAGGAUAUGAACAUGGUUCAAAUUCUCCUGGAGAAGGAGCCGCGACUAGCCAACGGCGAUUCUGAAGGGGGAACGACGCCUCUCUUCCUUGCAAUUGAUCAAGACGACGUUGCCAUGGUCAAGGUUCUGUUGAAGUGUGGAGCGAGUGUUCUUGAAGAGGACGAAGCUGGAAAGACGCCGGCGUAUGUAGCGCGAGUAAAUGGUCAAAAAGAGAUCCAAGAUGUAAUAGAAAUAUGGGAAAGGAGAAGGGAGAAUAGAUGA